Messenger RNA from Dacryopinax primogenitus, 1096 nucleotides. RefSeq names its product cytosolic Fe-S cluster assembling factor NBP35. Gene Ontology annotation, cellular component: cytosol. The transcript has 2 exons. Bases 1 to 1011 code for a protein of 336 amino acids. NCBI's taxonomy places the organism in Eukaryota, Fungi, Basidiomycota, Dacrymycetes, Dacrymycetales, Dacrymycetaceae. Gene Ontology annotation, molecular function: ATP binding; 4 iron, 4 sulfur cluster binding; ATP-dependent FeS chaperone activity. Gene Ontology annotation, biological process: iron-sulfur cluster assembly. The record is from RefSeq and is a predicted model, not a curated record.
AUGAUUGCCGUCCAGUCCACACCGCCCCAAUCCUUACCAAGCCUCAACCCCCCAAGUGUACCCGCCAACGCACCCGAGCACUGUCCCGGCACCGAAUCCGAGCAAGCAGGGAAAGCGGACGCCUGCGCCGGGUGCGCGAACCAAGCUAUUUGCGCCUCGGGCGCUACGCGCGCUCCGGACCCCAACCUCCCGCUUAUCGCCCAGCGCCUCGCACCGAUCAAGCACAAGAUCCUCGUCCUCUCCGGGAAAGGCGGUGUAGGGAAGAGCACUUUUACUGCUCAGCUUGCCUGGGCCCUUUCAUCUGGCGUGAAAGCCGAUGGUGAGGAAGUCCAGGCAGGGGUAAUGGACAUCGACAUUUGCGGACCUUCGAUACCCACACUCAUGGGCGUCUCACCCGACGAAGGCUCGGUGCGCUCUACGGCCCAAGGCUGGGAACCGAUCUACGUCCUCCCCAACCUUGCAUUGAUGAGCAUCGGCUUCCUCCUUCCGCAACAAAACAGCGCUAUCAUGUGGCGCGGACCGAAGAAGAGCGGGCUGAUCUCCCAGUUCCUGAAGGAUGUCGCUUGGGGCCCGUUGGACUACCUGCUGGUCGACACUCCCCCGGGGACGAGUGACGAGCACCUGAGCGCGGUGCAGUAUAUGAAAGAAGCAGGGAUAGACGGUGCGGUCGUGCUCACCACACCGCAGGAAGUGUCGCUGCAGGACGUGCGGCGCGAACUAGACUUUUGCCGGAAAGUCGGCCUGCGUGUGCUAGGAGUCGUGGAGAACAUGUCUGGCUUCGUGUGCCCUUCCUGCAAGGGCAAGAGUGAUAUCUUCCUCCCUUCCACGGGCGGAGCAGCACAGAUGUGCAAAGAGAUGGGCGUGGAGUUACUCGGCAAGGUUCCCCUCGACCCGAGGAUAGGCAUGAGCGCGGACUACGGCGUAAGCUUUCUGGACGAGUUCCCGGAUAGCCCAGCUACGGAGGCCUAUUUGGGGAUUAUUGAGCGGUUGAAGCAGAAGCUUGAGGAGUGAGUGCGGGGCGGUUUGUUUGGUGUACUACUGUACGUUGGAUAUCAGCAUUUGUACUUUUUAUCAUUUGCACGGGUUUGGGGAUGUC